Molecule: messenger RNA, 618 nt
Organism: Phialemonium atrogriseum
Lineage: Eukaryota; Fungi; Ascomycota; Sordariomycetes; Cephalothecales; Cephalothecaceae
Exons: 2
Coding region: 1-618 (205 amino acids)
Source: RefSeq, a predicted model, not a curated record
AUGCUGUUCGCCAUCUUUUUCGCCUUUUGGCGCUUCAUGCAGAUUAUCACCCUGAUACCAACCAUGGGCAUGCUGAGCUACUUCGUACACGGCUACACCAGCAACAAUGUCUUGGCGCCGAACUUCGUCCUCAUCAUGUUUAUCGUGUCGGUUCUGGGCCUCGUCUGGGCGCUGUUCACCCUCUUUAGCUACCACCGCAGCAGCUCCAACGCGCGCUUCGUGGGACUGAUCGACCUGUGCUUCCUCGGCGCCUUCAUCGCCGCCGUCUACUACCUGCGCUUCAUCUCGGGCGCCGACUGCACCCACAUCGUCACGGGCGACAGGUGGGACGUCAGCUUCGGCAUCUUCGGGUCCGCCAGCAUCAACGGCUUUCACGUCAGCGCCAACAAGACGUGCGCCAUGCUCAAGGCCUCCUUCGCCUUCGGCAUCAUGAACUGCAUCUUCUUCACCUUCACCGCCGUCCUCGCCUGGUUCCACGGCGACCGCUCCGAGAAGGAGGAGUACCGCCACGAGACGCGCCGUCACCGCUCCAGCAGCGGCCACCACCACCGACACCGCAGCGGGAGCCGCCACGGCAGCCACAGGAGCUCGCACUCGCACUCUCGCGGCUACGUCUAG